Messenger RNA from Penicillium mononematosum, 237 nucleotides. RefSeq lists its product as uncharacterized. The coding region runs from base 1 to 237 and encodes 78 amino acids. The record is from RefSeq and is a predicted model, not a curated record. The transcript is spliced from 4 exons. NCBI's taxonomy places the organism in Eukaryota, Fungi, Ascomycota, Eurotiomycetes, Eurotiales, Aspergillaceae.
AUGCCACCAAUUCGCUCUCAAUCCUCUAAAAAUUUAAUAGAGAGAGAGGAUAUCACUUCUAUUACAUCUACUACGCGUGUUUAUAAGGUCCCCUGUUCUACCUUACGCGAUCGGCUCUACGCGCGGAACUACCUUAGUUCUUUUAGUCGGCGAAAACUAGGUAAUAAACUAUAUAAAAAGACGCCCUCUUUUAUCCUCUCGGUUUUCGAAACGUUCGAUAGCCUUCUAAAGGACUAG